AGAAGUAACUAAGGAGUGUUGUAUAAAGCAAGAAAAAUAAAUGAAAAGUGGAAAUUAGCUCUAAAACCCUAACCCCUGAAAGAAGGCUGAGCUGAUUAGCGAGAAAAAUGGCGUCUCUCACCUUAUUCGGAAGCUGCCCAACGGAUCUUCACAGAAGCUCUCAUGCCAAGUCCUUGGUUCGAUGUAACAACUCUUCGGAGUCAAUCAAGUGCAAGGACAACGGGAAACCCAUAACUGCUGGCCGUGAUUAUAACAGACACGCGGCGGCAUCUUUCCCAACCGUCCUGACGGCCCCCACCCAUUACUUAGAUGGAACGCCAGUUCCGAAAAGUGAUACGCGGCUUCGCAUUUUCUCCGGCACUGCCAAUCCUUCUCUAUCUCAGGAAAUUGCUUGCUAUAUGGGUCUGGAGCUUGGAAAGAUUAAGAUCAAACGUUUUGCUGAUGGAGAAAUUUAUGUUCAGUUACAAGAGAGUGUUCGAGGAUGUGAUGUGUAUCUUGUGCAACCUACAUGUCCUCCAGCAAAUGAGAAUCUUAUGGAGCUUUUGAUAAUGAUUGACGCUUGCCGUCGGGCAUCAGCCAAAAAUAUCACUGCUGUUAUUCCUUAUUUUGGAUAUGCCCGGGCUGAUCGAAAGACUCAAGGGCGUGAAUCGAUUGCGGCCAAACUCGUGGCGAAUUUGAUUACUGAAGCCGGAGCUGACAGGGUUCUAGCGUGUGACCUCCAUUCUGGACAAUCCAUGGGAUAUUUUGACAUUCCGGUGGACCAUGUGCAUGGCCAGCCCGUCAUACUUGAUUAUCUAGCCAGCAAGACAAUCAGAACAGAUGAUUUGGUCGUGGUCUCACCUGAUGUUGGUGGGGUUGCUAGAGCAAGAGCUUUUGCCAAAAAGUUAUCUGAUGCUCCUCUGGCCAUUGUGGAUAAAAGGCGUCAAGGACACAAUGUUGCUGAGGUGAUGAAUUUGAUUGGUGAUGUUCGGGGAAAAGUGGCCGUGAUGGUGGAUGACAUGAUUGAUACUGCAGGAACCAUUGCAAAAGGAGCUGCUCUAUUACAUCAAGAAGGAGCUAGGGAGGUUUAUGCUUGCAGCACUCAUGCUGUUUUUAGGGUGGAUUUGAACCAUAUUCAAGCUUGGGUAUUGACUGAAGGAUUUUCCAAAGUUCUUAACACCUAAAUUUGUGACUGCAGUUGGUCAUAUGGACUGAACUUUCCAUGAACACCAAGUAUACUCCUUGUACAAAACUGUAACAAGAUAAUGUAUGCCACAAACUGCAGCCUGUGAGUUGAUCUCUUGUAAGAUUGUGAGGAUGCAAGCAUUUGAAAUUUACUUUCUAUCACAAUUAAAUUCCUUCUAUCCACAUGCAGUUAAUAAUGAACUGGUAAUCGAUCAUGUGCACAUGCACAAAUGUAAAUAAAUUGUUAUAAAGUUAUUUAUGUAUAUAAUACUUAAAAUUAAAACUUCUCAUAUUUUUUAAUGUCAUUCGUAAAAGUUGUUGUAACAAAUUGU
Messenger RNA from Striga asiatica, 1496 nucleotides. NCBI's taxonomy places the organism in Eukaryota, Viridiplantae, Streptophyta, Magnoliopsida, Lamiales, Orobanchaceae. The record is from the annotation of a GenBank genome assembly.